Molecule: messenger RNA, 1161 nt
Organism: Penicillium diatomitis
Lineage: Eukaryota; Fungi; Ascomycota; Eurotiomycetes; Eurotiales; Aspergillaceae
Product: putative RING finger domain protein
Exons: 3
Coding region: 1-1161 (386 amino acids)
Cellular component (GO): nucleus
Molecular function (GO): ubiquitin protein ligase activity
Source: RefSeq, a predicted model, not a curated record
AUGGCUCAUUCUAAACGAAACACCUCGCUUCCCCACUUCACCUCCUACGAGCGCAACCUCGUCCGCUCCACAUGGGGCACGAAGCGCAGCGUCAUCGGCCGCGACUCGUUCCUCCCCUUCGCCUCCUGCCGAUUAUGUCUGCAGCCUGCGCGAGCGCCAGUGGUCGCUUGUGCUACUAAUGGUGAUCUCUUCUGCCGUGAAUGCGCCAUCAAUGAUCUUCUUGCGCAGCGGCAGGAAAUCAAGCGGUUGGAAAAGGAGCGCGAGGAGGCGCGGAAACGGCUCGCGGAGGAUGAGGAGCGGAUGUUGGAAGAGGCGAAACAGAAGGAUUUGAGGGCCUUUGAGCUCGUCUCGAUGGGGUUAGAGGGGGCGUCGGGUGCGGGCAGAGCGGGGAAAAAGAGGAAAGUUGAGGAGGAGCAGGCGAUUGCGGCGUUCAAGGCGAGAGAGGUCGAGGUUGAUGGGAAGAGGAGAAAGGUGUUUGAGCUGGACGAUAAGGAGAUGGCGAGGGUAGCCAGGCAGGAGCAGGGGAGGUUGAAGGCGGAGUUAAAGAAGGAGAAGGAUUCGAGUAAAUCAGCUUUGCCAUCCUUUUGGGUCCCCUCCCUGACCCCCUCUACGGAUCAUGAUGCAAUUACCGCGAGCAAGGCUGUCAAAUUGACGCCCAUUUGUCCUGGAUCGAACGAGAACCACAAACACGGUUACUCGCUCAAGUCACUGGUGGAGGUCCAUUUCACGGAAGAAAAAGGGUCAGAUGGGACCGUGUCGCGAGUGUGUCCGAGUUGCACGAAGACUCUCAGCAAUGCCGUGAAAGCGAUGCUCACGAAACCUUGUGGUCAUGUCAUCUGUUCGCCCUGUGUCACCAAGUUCAUGACGCCUCGUGAUGUUCCCGACCCUCACGCUUCGAAAGAAGAACAGGCCAAAUCUGCUGCUCUUCAUGGACAGGUCCUGUGCUACGUUUGCGAAACAGACAUUACCCCAAAUGCAACCCGAGAAACGAACCAUGACGAGGGUGCAAUGACGACGUCACCAGAAGUCAAAAAGAAAUCCAAGAAGAAGGAUAAAGAGGUGAUCCAGCCCGGUCUGGUCGAAAUUAGCUCCGAGGGAACGGGAUUCGCGGGAGGCGGGGGUAAUGUGGCUACGAAGACGGGCGUGGCGUUUCAGUGCUGA